GGGUUGCUAGCGAGCAGAAAACUUGCCAGAGCGAGAGGGGCAUCAGUUAAACCCAAGGAGUGUGCAUUGCACUUCACGGGGCACCCGGACGCUUGAAAACUCCAGCAGACUCUCCCGGAAAGGACAUCAUGCCUCCCAAAUCUUUCCCCAACCUCUCCCUGUUCAUCGGAGCCAAUCAGAGCGAUUUCGUUCCCGAAGUGUCAGAAAAAGAUUUCCUGCCGGGCUCCGACGGGACCACCGCGGAGUUGGUGGUCCGCUGUGUGAUUCCGUCCCUCUACCUGCUCAUCAUCUCGGUGGGCUUGCUGGGCAACAUCAUGCUGGUGAAGAUCUUCGUCACCAACAGCGCCAUGAGGAGCGUCCCCAACAUCUUCAUCUCUAACUUGGCGGCGGGGGAUUUGCUGCUUCUGCUCACCUGCGUCCCGGUGGACGCCUCGCGCUACUUCUUUGAUGAGUGGAUGUUUGGCAAGGUGGGCUGCAAACUGAUCCCGGCCAUCCAGCUCACCUCCGUGGGGGUUUCUGUGUUCACGCUCACUGCCCUCAGCGCAGACAGGUACAGAGCCAUAGUAAACCCCAUGGACGUGCAGGCAUCGGGGGCUUUGCUGUGGACCUGUGUGAAGGCCGUGGGCAUCUGGGUGAUCUCCGUGUUGUUGGCAGUUCCUGAAGCUGUAUUUUCAGAAGUGGCACGCAUUGGCAGCUUGGAUAAUAGCAGCUUUGCAGCAUGUAUACCUUACCCUCAGACAGAUGAAUUACAUCCAAAGAUUCAUUCGGUGCUCAUAUUUUUGGUCUAUUUCCUCAUACCACUUACUAUUAUUAGCAUUUAUUAUUACCACAUUGCAAAAACUUUAAUUAAAAGUGCACAUAAUCUUCCUGGAGAGUACAACGAGCAUACGAAAAAGCAGAUGGAAACACGGAAACGCCUGGCUAAAAUUGUGCUGGUCUUUGUGGGAUGCUUUGUCUUCUGUUGGUUUCCAAAUCACAUUCUCUACCUGUACCGGUCUUUCAACUAUAAGGAGAUUGACCCAUCUCUAGGUCACAUGAUUGUCACCUUAGUUGCCCGAGUGCUGAGUUUUUGUAAUUCCUGUGUCAAUCCAUUUGCGCUUUAUCUCCUCAGUGAAAGCUUCAGGAAGCAUUUUAAUAGCCAGCUGUGUUGUGGGAGGAAGUCCUAUCCAGAGAGAAACACCAGCUACCUCCUUAGCUCUUCAGCUGUACGUAUGACAUCUCUGAAAAGCAAUGCAAAGAACGUGGUGACCAAUUCUGCGCUACUAAAUGGGCACAGUGUGAAACAGGAAAUGGCACUGUGAUUAUGGCCAUUCAACUCACUUCUUCAGAAGAAUUUUCUAA
This is a messenger RNA of Marmota flaviventris (yellow-bellied marmot), 1341 nucleotides long. It is a transcript of the gene Nmbr, whose product is annotated as neuromedin B receptor. The record is from RefSeq and is a predicted model, not a curated record. NCBI's taxonomy places the organism in Eukaryota, Metazoa, Chordata, Mammalia, Rodentia, Sciuridae. Gene Ontology annotation, biological process: bombesin receptor signaling pathway. Gene Ontology annotation, molecular function: bombesin receptor activity. Gene Ontology annotation, cellular component: plasma membrane.